AUGGCUCCCGAGACAAGCUCAUUUCUACAGCACCCUGUCAUUGGACAUAUUCGCGUUAGGGAUGGCGAUGGGGUCGUCCAGUGCCUCGGUCUCAAGUAUGCUUCUCUCGAAAAUCGGUUUGCUGAGGCGCAAAUCAUGGAUUACCCCAGCGAGGGCCAUCUUACGGCUACAAGGCACGGUCCGCCCGUCAUCAUGCCACAUGGAGCUGUUGACUUUGAAAUGGACUUGCUUCAACAGGCCAUCCCCCAGUUUGACGUCCCUCUCAUGUCCGAUCUGGAUGGUUUGAACCUCAACAUCACGUUGCCAAAGGACUGCAACGAGGGCUCCAUCCCCCGACUGCCAGUGUUGGUUUUUGUUCACGGUGGCAGCUUCACUUUUGGGUCUAACUCUUACCCUCAUUACGACCAAAGCCGAAUUGUCAAGUUGUCGAUAGAGAUGGGUAAGCCCAUAAUAGCAGUCAAUUUCAAUUAUCGAUUGGGUAUACCAGGGUUCUUGACUUCGCAAGAGCUGUCAGAUGCAGGUUUCAAGCCUAAUCGUGGUCUCCGAGACCAGAGAGUUGCACUACGGUGGAUCAAGAAAUACAUUGCCGGGUUUGGAGGCGACCCGGAUCAGAUCACACUCGUCGGGCAAAGUGCUGGCGCAGCGUCGGUCGACUUUCAUAUGCAAUCCGAGGAAGCCUUGUUUAGCCAAGCAAUCCUGUUCGGAGGCUCCUCCGUUCUAUUGCAACCACUUGAGCCAGAGACAGCUGAAUCCGUCUACAACUCUACGAUUCAGGCACUAGCUCCGGACGAGCAGUCUCCUGAAGGUCGUAUCGAGUCCCUCUUGAGCAUUCCGGUAGAACUUAUGCUGGCCAAUGCUUCAAAGGAAAUGAUUGCUGCUGGUCCUACAAUUGAUCAUGACUUGAUCCCGGCCGCAGCGACUCUUGGAGACACCAAUGACAUAAUUGAGUCUCCAAUGUCCCACAAUCGAUGGUGCAAAAGAUUGUUUUCCAUCGACAGCCAGUUUGAUGGAUCCAUUUUUGACAUUCUCAACCUCCGCGCCCGCCAACAAGGCAUCACAACAAGCUUCCGAACUCAUUUGAUCAAGACCUUGGGGAAAACAGAGGCUUCUAGAGUUUUGGACCACUACAGCAUACGUGACGACACGCCGGAUGAAGAAUCCUUGCUCAGCAUCGCUCAAGCAAUCACCGAUGUCGGUUACUACGCCCUAUCUGUGAAAUAUGCCGAGUCAUUUCCGGGAGAUUCCGUUCUGGGUCACUUCAACGAGCCAAACCCGUGGGAUGGUGUUCACGCUGGUCGAGCGAAUCAUAUCCUCGAUAUCGCCUAUCUCUUUGGCAACUAUGAGGAGAGAUAUGGCCCCCAGAACAAACUUGUGGCUAGAUCACUAGCUGAAGACGUUCUGUCGUUUGUAUACGGAGUCAAUGACUUGCCAGUUUUUGGCGUGGAGAAGAAAGUGGUAGUUUAUGGGCCAGGGAGUGACGGUGUUUCUAGACAGAUCUUGAGAUGGGAUGAUAGAGCAGUUAUGAGAGAUGGUACCGUAUUCGAGCUAGCUAAAGAAGCGGGGGGUCUUGGUAAACUACUGCAGGCCCUCCUCAGCUUCUGUUAA
Fusarium keratoplasticum is the source of this 1605-nucleotide messenger RNA. RefSeq names its product Carboxylic ester hydrolase. The coding region runs from base 1 to 1605 and encodes 534 amino acids. The record is from RefSeq and is a predicted model, not a curated record. The transcript has 5 exons. Lineage: Eukaryota; Fungi; Ascomycota; Sordariomycetes; Hypocreales; Nectriaceae.